Molecule: messenger RNA, 5687 nt
Organism: Rattus norvegicus (Norway rat)
Lineage: Eukaryota; Metazoa; Chordata; Mammalia; Rodentia; Muridae
Source: RefSeq, a predicted model, not a curated record
GCGAGGAAUGGAAGGAAAGAGGUGGGAUCCAAGGUAGAACCUGCGCACAAGCCAAAGAGAAGCCUUGCCGUCCAUGUUCUUUAUGGCCUGGGCUUGUUGCCUCCGGGAGUGAAUCGUGGCUGUGCUCGCAUUAAGACAGGAACUUGAGAGUUCACUGAGCAUCAGCAUUGAACCAUUAGGAGGGGGCAAUUUUUGAAAUCCCAGCAAAACUCUGAUUUAAACGAACCCUCACUGUUGGCUCAUCUGAAGGCUGCAACUCUCUCCUAACUGUGAGAAAAAGGCGGAGGAUUUGCCAGAAGCCUGAGCACCCAUCAGGAUACUUGACAUUGGAAAAACACAGCUAUCACAAGGAACAAAAGUCAUCGACCCAAUCACUGAAGCCCAUCCCAUCCCCCCAGGCAGGGGUCACAGUGCCAUCCUUAUCUUUGAAGGGCAAUGCCCAUUUCCUGACCUCUCCAUACCUCUAGCCUUGCAUCUGUCCAUCAGAGAAGUGGCCAAGGGCCCAGGAGCUCUUUUCCCCUGAGGGAAGCAAAUCAAGGAUCUGAAAACCACACUGUGUUUAAUAUAUAUUUUUAAUAGCUCAGAAUCCAGCCCAGAGAAAAUGGGCACAGUUUUCUAAUUCCAGAAAUCUGAGAGGCACACACCUCAAGGCUUUUGCAAAGCUGUAUUUCCUGCCCAGAAGGACACACACACACACACACACACACACACACACACACACACACACCACCUGCUUCCACUAACCUUACCAGACCAAUUCCUCCCAUCCAGCAAGGCCUUCAAGCUUAGCAGUCACCCUUCUUGACCCUUCCAGGCAUCAGCAACAGGCAGGCUCUCCACUUCCUGAUGGUAGCUCCCUGGCCCUGAAUUGCAGUAGUCUUUGCUGCCCACCUCUUUUCUCCUAGAAGACUGCACCCUUUGCAGACACACUGAUAGAAAAAGCCUCAAGCCAGGGCCAGGGCUGGGUGCCUCACACUUAUUUGCUGAACCCAUACCAAUCUUGUAAAAGUCAAAAAACAAGACUCACUGGCCAUAUUGAAACAGUCAUUCUCCCAUGUAAGUCAAUGAUAAUUCUUUCUGUGCAGCCAGAGACACCUAAAACCAGAAAAGUGUUUAUCAUCCCAUCGUCCUAAGCGACUGUUGCUUUCCUUUUUCUUUCCUCCGCAUCUCCCCUUCUUUUCUUUUGGAGACAGGUUCGUGUGUUUCCCAUGCUGACAUUAAAUAUCUGGCUCAAAGCGCCCACCUACCAGAGCCUCCCGAGUAGCUGGGACUACGCAGCUCUGGUCACUCUGGUCACUCUGCUCAGCUCACAGUUCCUGUAGGUCCAUGGAUCCCAGCCUGUGGUCACCUAAGGGGUCACGGGGGCACCUAAGACAUUGCAAAUCACAGAUAUUUACAUUACAAUUCAUAACAAUAGCAAAAUUACAGUUAUGAAGUAACAAUAAAAACAAUUUUAUGGUUUUGGUCAGGAGUGACUGUUCGAGUCACAGCAUUAGGAAGACUGAAAACCAGUGCUGUAGGCCAAGGCCAUUGUGUCUUUGAUCAGGCCACAUUUCUUUUAAUAUAUAAGUAACCAAUCUCAUAUUUGGAUAAAAGUGAAUGAUUGUUUCUCCUGUAUAUCUCCUCAAAACUCUUGUCUAGAUCAGAAUGUGAUGCACACCUUUAAUUCCAGCCCUGAAGAAACAGAAGUAGUUAGAGACCCCACUCUAUGAGUUCCAGGUCAGUCAGAGUUACACAGUAAGACCCUUUCUCAAAAGACAAGCAAACAGAAGCCCUCCUGGAUAGAUCUUAUUCAAAGGAAGACAGGGAGCCGUCAAGACGGCUUAGUGGGUAAAGGUGCAUGCUGCCAAACUCGACGACCUGGGUUCAAUCCCCAAGAUCCACAUAGAAGAAGGAGAGAACCAAUUCCCAUAAGUUGUCUGUCCUCUGACCUGUGAUGUGCUCUAUAAUCGUGCCUAUGCUCACAUGCGUGCACACACACUAAAUGUAAUACAAAUUUUAGGAUUUAAUUUCUACAAUCUAAAUGUGUGUGUGCACUUGAAUGGGUCUUCUGGAAGAGCAGCAAGUGUCUAUAACUACUGACCCAUUUCUCCAGUGCAUACACCCCCCCACCGCCGAAAACUUUAACAGAGAAAGCUGAAAUGAUCUUAUCAUCACUUCUAAACUGAAGUCAAUGAAAAGAGAAGGGAGGGCUGGCCUUUUUUGGUUUUUAUUUGUUUUCCAAAGAUGGGACUGAAUUUCAGCCGAACACACCACCCCUGUUCUGUGUUCCGUUAGGACUAGUUCAUCACGUGACACGCGGCACCCUUUUUUUUUUUUUAACUCCACUUCACCUUGACCUCAAACCACAUCCUGAUCCUGCACCUGAAAGUCAGUUGACGGAACACAUUCGUAAAAUACACGGUCUCCUAAAACAUGAGGUACAGCUUGCGUUCUGUCAUCCUCAAUGUGUCCUUCCAAGCCCCAGCAUGAGUGACAGCGAUUCAGAGAAAGAAGUCCCUGGGAAGGAAAGGAACUCCCGCAUUAUUCUAGGGAAGGGAAGGAAGAUUCUGAAGGGAGAAUAAAUGAAAACGUGGUGAAAAAUGAGAUUUCUCCGCACCCGGAAAGUGUGCACGGGGUCACUAGCUCUACGUUACAGGGGCUACAAGCAUCACAAAGACAAGUAGGACUCUUUGCUCUAUAAAAUGUCCAGAGUGCGGGCUGGAGACAUGGCUCAGCAGUUAAAAGUGAGUACUGCUUGUUCAGAGGACUUGAGUUUGGUUCCCAGCACCACACUGACGGGUAGCUCACAGAAACCUGUAACUCCAACUCCAAGGGGCCCCAGUGCUCUCCUUGUAACCCUUUUUCUUUUUCUGGCACUUUGCUCACAAACCCACACACACACACACACACACACACACACACACACACAUAUAUAUAUAUAUAUAUAUCAACUAAAAAUAAAAAAAUAAAACUCUUCUACAAUAUCUAAAGUGCCACGGGGUUAAAAUAAGCAGGCAUUGACCUGCUUGCUCUGUACAGGUGAGAUUGUAUAGUCCCACAUCUUGUGUUUGUUCCUGCAGAUUUGCUUCUGGUAAUAUGAAAUUGGCCAAAAAUUUCAGGGACUAGAAUAGACAGACGUGCCUAAAAAGGAUCUGUAGGGUCCAUAAUCCACAGGGAGGAAGGCUUGUUUAAAUUCUAUGUAUGCUGACAUUAUGGCGCCCAGCGACGGCACAGUUCCAGAUGGAGCGCUCCCAGCUGGAGGGGAGGCAGUAGUAAGCUACCUGUCGUCCUCUCUGCCCACAAUCAAUUUUUAAUUAUAUAUAAGAUACUAAAAAGCACCCGCUAAAGGGAAUCUCCCCCAAUAUCGCCCAAGAAAUUACUAAACUGCAAAUAGGGGAUGCAGAAGGUCAAGCAGGUCCACUAGAGGGAGCCCUAACCAACUUUAUGCUGCAGGGUGCCUGGGGGCUGCAGAUUAAACCUCAUAAAGAAAUAGGGGGAGGAGGCAAGAUUGACUGGGAGAGAAAAAAGGUCCUGCAAACACACCACCGAAGUCAGGAGCUACAAAACGUAUACACCAAGAAAUUCAAGCUGAGGGGCUGGGGAUUUAGCUCAGUGGUAGAGCGCUUACCUAGGAAGCGCAAGGCCCUGGGUUCGGUCCCCAGCUCCGAAAAAAAGAACCAAAAAAAAAAAAAAAAAAAAAAGAAAUUCAAGCUGAGCAAAAUUAAGUAGCUGAACUCAUGGACUCUGCCUAAUGUGUGCUCCUCUCUCUGGGUGGGUCAACAUCCUGAAGUCCAUGGCUCCACAUCUUGUAAGUGGAAAACUUUCAACACCUGUGCCAGAAAGUGUUUCCCUCACAUAUCACAGUAGCCUUUUGAAGCAUGAACCUUCGUUUUCAAAGUAAAUAACAUCACUGUAUUCUCGAGAACUCCAGAUAUAAAGUAGCCAUCAUGGCUACUGUCCCUGCCUUUCUGCUAUGUCUGUAAAACACUGUUCUCCAAGACUAAAUUUCUAGAUUCCUAGCCUAGAGAGUCUCAGGCAGUGUAGACAUGAAAAAUAGCCAUUCAACUCCAAAGCUUUUCUUUAGGGCUGGGACAUGGACGUGAGAAGAGAAGCUUCCCUUUGGUUUAGCUCACCACCUGCCUGUUUCCCAGUUGCCCGGACAACCUGCAGUCUCCAGAAACCCAACAUCCCAGUUCUUGGUCCUGCCUCUUGAGGAAGUUUUACACCCUGGAUUGGCUCCCAGGACCCGGGCUCCUCCCUAGGCUCAAUCUGCUUGGAUCUCUCUUUACUGUCCCCAUGGCAUUCCCCAGGGAGACACCACACAAGCAAGAGAGAGUCUUGCAGGUAGAUAGGAGGGGGGAGAAGGCAUACUUUGGGGAGAGAGAAGGGACCAGGUCCAGAAGUUUCUCAAGAGGCUAACUGCUGCACAUAGAAUUAUUCUCCCUCACUGACUCCAUCCCUCCCCAAGGGUCCCAGGAGACCAAGAAGCAAAGCUUCUAGAAAGUGUAAGAUACACUGGAAGACUAGAAUUCUGAAGCUCCAGAGACUCCCAGCUUGGUCUAAGAGUCAGGAAAGCAUGUCUGUCUGCUGAUCCACAUAGAAGGUCUUCCCUUCGCCAGGACAGCAGGAUGCCACCUAAAACCAAAGGAAAGGGGAGAAAAGCUGCCACACGGAAGAAGAAAAAGAAUUCAAGUCCUGGUGUGGAGGCUGAGGCCAAGCACAGGCUGGUGCUGCUAGAGAAGGAGCUGCUUCAGGACCACUUAGCUCUACAGAGGGAAGAGGCUUGCCGAGCCAAGGCUUCCGAAGACAGGCUGAAACAGAGGUUACAAGGGCUGGAAGCUGAACUGGAAAGAACCCAAAGUGAAGGGCGGGCUGUAUAUGCAGAGAUGAGCCGCCAGCGUCAAGCCCUGCAAAAGGAGCUGGGGACCCGAAGCAAGCGGCUGGAGGAGGAAGUGAGAGGUCUAAGGGAGCGGCUAGAAACAUGCCAAAGGGAGGCCAAGACCGCAAGGGAAGAGGCUGAGCGAGCCCUCCGAGAGCAAGAUGGAACCCUGACUGAGCUUCGCGCCCAUGUGGCACACAUGGAGGCCAAAUAUGAGGAGAUCUUGCAUAGCUGAAAGCUUGCUGUUCACAGGACAACCUGAACUGUCUCUUGGCCAAGCUGAGAGCUGUCAAGCCUCAGUGGGAUGCAGCCACGCUGAGGCUCCACACCAGACACAAGGAGCAGCUACGGCGAUUUGGUCUCAACCCCCUGGAUCUUUGAGGCCACUGGCCUCAAAUCUCUAAAUAUCAAUAUCAAUAAAGCAACCUGAUGUAGAAGUCAAUAGAACUGUAGAUUGUGGCCUCUGGCAGUGAGGACAUCUAUUUUCUAGGUUAACCCAUUGUCCCAUUGUCCUAACCCCUGAGUGAUAAGAAAUAGACAAUGUUCUAAACCCUUUCCUACAGAAACUAGAUCCCAUUCCCUAUAGCCUGGAGUACCUUCAGUCCCUUCAAACUGCCUUGGCUUAAGUGGGCACGGUAGUGCAUGCCUUUAAUCCCCACACUUGGGAGGCAGGGGGAUCUCUGAGUUUGAGGCCAGCCUGGUCUACAAAGCAAGUUUCAGGACAGCCAGGGCUAUACGGAGAAACCCUGUCUUGAAAAACCGAAACAAAACAAAACAAAACUAUUUUGGAUUAUCCUGACCAAUAAAACACAAAUCCAGAUAUCCA